CUGGAUUCCAGCAAGUUGCAUUCUCGUUAGCUGCUCGCGCCAAUAUGCUAACCAAGAGUAGUUGCGUUCGUAAACGAGUGCGCUGAUCCGGAAGGACUUUCGUUCGUUUAGGACGCGCUUCUUUUAUGGCUGGACUAGCAUAUGUAAGCUAAAGGAUCAGCGGUUACGGAAAGAUCAUCUGGUAAACCGUGCAUUAGCCACGUCCGAAAAACGAGCUAACAACUGGAUUUAACGCUAGCUGACUCGCUGACAGCGGCUUCGUCUAUUUAACUGUAACGUAGCUGAGAUUUCUUUGACACAGCAAUGAAACAUCUCUGACACUGAGAUUACUACUGAGCCCCUGUUGUUUGUCACAUCGGAGUUACCCCCUUGUUUGCCACUGAUUUGAAGAAGGUCGAAAGUCAGUUUGUGUCGUCCAUGCACGCUGGUUCUGAUCCACCAGAACUGCAAACAUGAUGCCGAUGAUAUUGACGGUGUACCUUAGCGAUGGGGAACAAGCCGCAACCGAGGUACCAAUCACACCUGAGACGACGUGUCGCGAUGUCGUCGAGUUCUGCAAAGAGCCCGGCGAGAACGGCUGCCAUCUGGCUGAGGUCUGGAGAGGCAACGAACGGGCGAUCCCCUAUGAGCACAUGAUGUAUGAACAUCUGCAGAAGUGGGGGUCUCGAAAACAAGAAGUCAAGUUCUUCCUUCGUCACGAGGACUCGCCUAAUGAAAGCAGCGAUCAAGGGAGUCAGCAAUCUCAGGAUCAAACGAACCGCAGGAGUGGAAAUACUGGAGAGAAGCACAAAGAAAAUGGGGUGGGGAAUCAGCGAGUAGAGCUCACACUGUCAGAGCUGCAGGAGAUGGCCACACGACAGCAGCAACAAAUUGAGGCUCAGCAGCAGAUGCUUAUUGCAAAGGAGCAACGUUUGCGUUACCUGAAGCAGCAGGAGCGGCGCCAGCAGCAAACCGUGUCCGAGAGUGAGAAGUUACAGAAGCUGAAGGAACGUGUGGAGAGCCAGGAGGCAAAGCUCAAGAAGAUCAGAGCAAUGAGAGGCCAGGUGGACUACAGCAAGGUCAUCAACAGCAAUUUAUCAGCAGAGAUUGAACAAGUGAGCGGCUUGUUUCAAGAGAAGCAGUCCGAGUUGCAGGCGGCGGUCCUCAGGGUUGAACAGCUUAGCCUGCAGCUGGAAGAUCUGAGAAGAGGCAAGCUGAAUGGAGUCCAGACUGGUCUUAGUAGCCAAGUAACUGGUGUUGCAGCCUUAGAGCUCCGUAAGCUUUACCAAGAACUUCAGAUUCGGAACAAACUGAACCAGGAGCAAAACAGCAAGCUGCAGCAGCAGAAGGAGCUUCUGAACAAGCGCAACAUGGAAGUGACACUCAUGGACAAGCGCAUCAGCGAGCUGCGGGAACGCCUCUACAAGAAAAAAGCUGAGCUAAAUAGAGCCAAUGGGCCUCCCUCUCCCCAACCAGCUCCUGGGACUCUCGGUCGUGUUGCUGCUGUUGGGCCAUACAUCCAGGUUCCUGUGCCGAGUCGACAGGAUGGGGGCUACACCAUGCCGCCUGAUCCGCUGAAGCCUCAAACACUAGGUGUUAAUAAUCAAGCAAACCAAGGACGCCCCAAAUCAGGUUGGCUACAAUCUAAUGACAGUGGUUGGCCGGCUGUCGGUAAGAGCAGCACAACUCUAAAGCCUCCUGAGAGGAGAGACUCGGUGACUGAUAGUCAGGGCAAAAGCCCCCCCUCAGGCUCUCCUGUCACUCCAAAUAUAGAAAAGGCGCUAGAUUCUAAAAUUGCUGUAUCUUCCCCUGCCAUAACUAAACCACAGCCACCGCCAUAUGGAUCCCACCUCAUUUCUGCCAACUCAGCCAGCUCCCUGGAGCGCCGCAAAGAUGUGCCUCCCCCUCGCCCGCUCCCAAACCCACCAGCUCCAGCGUGGCCCCGCGUCCCCCCUUCCAUGGGGUCAUCCUCUCAGCAGAUCCAGCAGCGCAUUUCAGUUCCACCAAGUCCCACCUUCCAGCCUAACCCGCCACAUUUCCCUCCUGGUUUAAGUGAGCGUCUGGAUCCUCCGCCAGCUGUGGCGGUGCGCCCCUUCAUCCCAGACAGAGGAUCACGACCUCAGUCGCCCCGUAAAGGCCCCCCUACCGUGAAUUCGAGCUCCAUUUAUCACAUGUACCUCCAGCAGGCGGCUCCAAAGAACCAACCAUUAAAGCCUGCUCUCAAAGCAGUUUAUGGGAAGCCCCUUCUCUCCUCCAGCUCGACGCCACCCUCUCCCCUGCCUUUCGUCCAGGCAGGUGGAGCCUUCCCCGUGUUUCAAGGCCAACCAGGUAGUGAGGACACUGUAGAUGGAGAACUUGAUGAUCUUGAGAGCUUCCAGCACCUGGAGCCAUCAGCGCCUCCACCCAGCGUCGAAAAUAUCCCGCGACCGCUCAGUCCUACAAAGCUAAUGCCUAUGGUACAUUCCCCACUGCGCUAUCAAAGUGAUGCCGACCUCGAAGUGCUUCGUAAAAAGUUAGCUAACGCUCCAAGGCCGCUCAAGAAGCGCAGUUCCAUCACAGAACCAGAGGGCCCCAGUGGGCCCAACAUCCAGAAACUGCUCUACCAGCGGUUCAACACUCUAGCAGGAAGCAUAGAAGGGAAUGCUGUCAGUGGAUCAGGAGGAAGUAACGGCGCCGGUAAUGGAACACCAUUUUAUCAACCAGCUAAUCCUCCAGGAUAUCUGGGAGGUGAUUCUCUGGCUGACACAGAUAAUGGCAACCUCUCUGAGACACCGCUGGAACCAGCACCAGGGGAGGCAGAACCAGGCUCUGAGACUCCACCCACCACCAUAGAUGCUAAUGAUAAUGAGCCAGCGCCCUGUUCACCUGAAGAACCCGAAGAUCCUUCUGAAGACGAGGAACCAGAAGAUGACAACAAUAAUACUGUGGGAGGUUCUGAGGCGUCUUUACCCAGCCCUGUGCUGGAGGUCAGCACCCCGGAGGAAAGUGGCACAGCAGGCUCACAGCUGGAGAAGCGUACAAACUUAAAGAAGCCCGACUCUGAGCGCACAGGUCACAGCUUCAGAGUAAAGUUUAAUCCUCUAGCUCUGCUGCUCGACGCCUCGUUGGAGGGGGAGUUUGAUUUGGUUCAGAGGGUCAUCUAUGAGGUGGAGAAUCCCAGCACUCCCAACGAUGAGGGCAUCACACCGCUUCACAACGCCGUCUGCGCGGGACACCACCACAUAGUCAAGUUCCUGCUGGAUUUUGGUGUGAACGUCAAUGCUGCAGACAGUGAUGGAUGGACUCCACUUCACUGUGCCGCCUCCUGCAACAGCGUUCAUCUCUGCAAACUGUUGGUGGAGUCGGGAGCUGCCAUUUUUGCCACUACCAUUAGUGAUGUGGAAACUGCUGCAGAUAAAUGCGAGGAAAUGGAGGAGGGCUACAUCCAAUGUUCCCAGUUUCUAUAUGGUGUUCAAGAAAAGCUAGGCGUGAUGAACAAGGGAACGGUGUAUGCUCUGUGGAAUUACGAAACCCAGAAUCCAGAUGAGCUGUCAUUUAAGGAAGGGGACGCCAUCACCAUUCUGCGUCGCCAGGAUGAGAAUGAAACGGAGUGGUGGGGGGCGCGGCUCGAGGACAAAGAGGGCUAUGUGCCCCGCAACCUGCUGGGGCUCUAUCCUAGAAUCAAACCUCGUCAGCGCUCCCUGGCGUAGCGUCUCAGUCCGUUGACCUGUGGCUAACACCUGGACCCGACCAAGAGCAGAGAACAACAAAGGAGCCUGUUGCUCCAUCUUCUCCCUGUGGCCAUAAACCUUUCCCUGCCUUGUGCUUUCACAAAAUCCUUCUCUUUGAAGCAGGGGAAUUAAACUCUGAUGCUUAUACUCACAUCUGCACAGUGCCCUGAGAUGACUUCUGUUGUGACUUGGCGCUAUAUAAAUAAACUGAAUUGAAUCUGCACACACAAAGAUCCAAGCAAGCCCUUCGAAGUCUCUCUAAUGACUCCAUCCCUUCUGCCCCUGCUCUCACCUCCACCUCUGUCACUGACCUGACGGACGUCGGUUUAAAUCAGACACUACUGGAUUCAAACACUUUUCUUUUGUCUCAGAUUUUCUUGCUUUGUUCACACUUGAGCCAUCUUCCACCUCAUUACUGAGGUCUGUGGUGGCACUAGUUUACACGAUGCUGUCUACGAAAUGGAAGUUCAUCUUUUUGGGUGAAAAUUUGCUGAUUUUUGUCAGUGAAAGUUAAUUUGAACUGUUAGAUGUUUUUAAAAGGCCACAUGGGUCUUGGGGAAAAAUGACUCCUUCAUUGAAAAGUAAUUCUAGACUAACCACCAAAGAGGAAUAUGAAUUUAAUAAAUUGAACAUUUGUAGUUUUAGCUAAUGCCUAAGAGCGUGACGAAAUGUUGAGUGAGAUGAUCAGUUUGCUGCUACAGCUCCCAGGAGUUCCUUGUAGAUGUUCUUUUUGAGAAAAACAAAAUUUUGUGGAGUUUAAAGUAAAGGAAGUGAUUCCUCAGUAUUACUCGUGCAAGAGAAUUCCAGUUGAUUCAAGAAAUUGAGAGCUGACACAUUGUCAAGAAUUGCAUAAACAUCCAUGUUGUCCCCUCCUUCCUUCCCUGUUCACUGUCAUCUUUUCAGAAUCCAAAUGUAAGAAUAUUGUGGAUAUGUGGCAAGAGCACUAAUAAAUUAUAAUUGAGCCUUUGGAAAAUAA
Messenger RNA from Nematolebias whitei (Rio pearlfish), 4665 nucleotides. RefSeq names its product protein phosphatase 1, regulatory subunit 13Bb (gene ppp1r13bb). The transcript is spliced from 18 exons. The record is from RefSeq and is a predicted model, not a curated record. Gene Ontology annotation, biological process: regulation of apoptotic process. The coding region runs from base 453 to 3668 and encodes 1071 amino acids. Gene Ontology annotation, molecular function: p53 binding. NCBI's taxonomy places the organism in Eukaryota, Metazoa, Chordata, Actinopteri, Cyprinodontiformes, Rivulidae. Gene Ontology annotation, cellular component: nucleus.